Molecule: messenger RNA, 1148 nt
Organism: Babesia bovis T2Bo
Lineage: Eukaryota; Apicomplexa; Aconoidasida; Piroplasmida; Babesiidae
Exons: 1
Coding region: 26-1108 (360 amino acids)
Source: RefSeq, a predicted model, not a curated record
AGCUGCAGUGUGUCAUUGGUAUACAAUGAACGGCUCCACUCCCUGCCGUCAUUAUGACGGCGAGAGUACGCACUCUUCGCCUGGGCAAAUGCCGGAAUCGGUUUGGGAUGAGAAGUGGCACAAUAUGGUCCUCCAUCAGAAAUUGAGAAAGGAGCAGGAUGCGCGUCUACGUCAAAAGCUUAAGGAGGAGCGCGAGAUGGAGGAGUUCAUUGAGUGUACCUUUACUCCUAAGACCCACGGCAGGUCCAAAAAUCGGACCUCGGAGGAGGUGCUACGCAUCUUGAAGCCCCUCAUAGGUGAGGAGGAACGUAUUCUUCAGGAGUUAGCUCGUAUUGACAACGAAGAAGAGGCCAUGAUACAGCAGUUGAGCAUUGGUUUGAGGCGCCAUAUUGCUAUUACCCAGGGUUGUGAGACUGAGCAGCUAAUUCAUCUCUGCGAGCAGUAUCGUGAGGAGCGCCUUAAGGAAAUAUCCAAAGUGAAGAACCUUAAGCUUGAUGUUGUUGGUCUUUUGCAUGAAGUUGAGCGCAAGUUUAACCUCAUUUGCGUCAAGGAGGGCUUGACUGAGGAUGACACUGAGCGUGCUGGCUUUAGCAUUGAAUCUUGCCGGCGUAUAAAGAAGGAGAUCCUCGAAUCAAUAAAGGGUGUAGACACGUUGAAGGACCGUUCUAAAGUGACAUCUGAGAUUGAUGCCAUUAUACGUAAAGCCAAAGAGGACGUUGAAAGGCAUCGUAUACAGAUGCUUAACAACCAAUUCGUACACCGCUCAAUGGGUGCAAAGAUGCCCAUUCACCCUCGUAAUCAAUUGCCAUUUGUACCGCAGGUACCUUAUAUGGCAGUUAACCCACGGGUUCCUUUUAGGGCUCCCGCUAUGAAUCAGAACGCUCCGCAGAUAUUCUAUCCUCAAGGUGUGCCACAGGUGCCCAACGCCCAGCCUGGCACUCUCAAAUACCUCCACCAGCCGGUGAAUCAAAUUAGGGGAACGCAGGAUGCAUCUAUGGUACAACCUGUUUUCUCAGGUGGGUUAAACCAGUUUGUCAACGCCAACACAAUGCAACCGCGGCAACCGGUUAUGCUACAACGUAACGUAGGACGUAAAUUAGUACAAUAGUGAUCUCUAAUCCACGCGCAUGGGCAUGCGUAUGGGAUCG